This is a messenger RNA of Aspergillus glaucus CBS 516.65, 826 nucleotides long. Its product is annotated as DUF3632 domain-containing protein. The transcript is spliced from 4 exons. NCBI's taxonomy places the organism in Eukaryota, Fungi, Ascomycota, Eurotiomycetes, Eurotiales, Aspergillaceae. Bases 1 to 735 code for a protein of 244 amino acids. The record is from RefSeq and is a predicted model, not a curated record.
AUGCCGAAAUUCGAGGCCUACUGGAUCAGCAAAUCGCAACAAACACCUGUCAAGCAGGACAUCCCCACCAAAAGCGGCGCCCCUCCCACGCUUCUCUCUGCCUUCACCAAGCUCCUGACGGAUCCCACCAUCCCAGCCAUUGAUCUCGCCCAUGAAGCCGUCAACCCACUUCCACGGGAGCACGCCUACGCCCCGGAACCAAAGCCCCCUAUAACAGAGAUCCUCUACGCCAUGCUAAUAGAUGCGGUCAAGAACUUGACUGAGAUGAACAACCGGCUAGUAGAUUUCACUGAGGCAUUGGAGGGGUCUCCAGGGGGAGAAUAUAAGAAUUUAGAUGGAUUAGCUAUGGAAAUUGAUGAGUUUUCGUGGGGCCUCCACGACGGAGGCGGUGCUCGGCAACAAAACCGCCAAACCUGGUUCAAUCUGAACGCCUACACCGCCAAGUUGGCCGCGGUUGGGCUCCCCGACAGCUGGGCGAUCUAUCGCGGCGGCCGCGUGCUGCAGAAGGCACUCGAGAGGAAUUGGCAGCAGUGGGAUAUGGGGAGUCUGGAUGGGUAUAUGCCUGCUGCCGCGAUAUGGAUCCGCCACUGCGGCUCGCGGAUCUAUCAGGAGCGAUGGGAGUACUGGAAGAAGCGGUUUGAGUGGGUGACGACGGUGAAGACUCUCAAGGAGAGUACGCGGGAUGAGGCGAGGCAGUGCGUGGAGCAGAUGGGGGAUAUUGAGCAGCGGUUUUGAUUGCAUUAUAAAUGUGUAUAUCAUGUAUUCAAUCUACGAUAUGUUGGUCGAGGUGUAUUCCUUAUGUUUGGAGAACAGAUGAAACAGUGGG